This is a messenger RNA of Microthlaspi erraticum, 738 nucleotides long. The record is from the annotation of a GenBank genome assembly. NCBI's taxonomy places the organism in Eukaryota, Viridiplantae, Streptophyta, Magnoliopsida, Brassicales, Brassicaceae.
AUGAACGAGGUGAUUUUGUCUGCGGGUGCCCUCGGGAGCCCGCAGCUUUUGAUGCUGAGCGGUAUAGGUCCUAGGGCUCAUCUUGAGGCUCACGGAGUGAAUCCUGUGGUCCUAGAUGUUCCAAUGGUUGGACAGGGGAUGGGAGAUAAUCCGAUGAACAGUUUUAUCGUCCCUUCUCCUCAACCGGUAGAACUUUCCGUUGUAGAGACUAGCCUCUCAACCCAAUCAAUCACAGAUUUGUUAAAAUCGGUGAGCAUGAUAGAGAUUGACGGCUGGAUCGUCAAUAAAGUUGACGGUCCUCUCUCGAGAGGUCAUUUAGAACUCCGGAACAAGAAUCCAGAUGAUAACCCUUAUGUGAAAUUCAACUACUAUCAAGAGCCAGAAGAUCUAGAGAAAUGUGUUAAAGGACUUAAAACCAUCAUUAAAGUGAUAAAAUCUAAUGCAUACUCCAAUUACAAGUACCGGAAUGCAACCACACGCGAGCUUCUCAAUCUCAUGUUGAGCCUUCCCAUCAAUCUAAGGCCAAGGCACGAGACCGCAAUGUUCAACUUGACGCAAUUUUGCUUCGACACUGUGAUGACUAUUUGGCAUUACCAUGGAGGUUGCCAAGUUGGAAGAGUGGUCGACAAGGAUUACAAAGUCUUUGGCAUUGAUGCCUUAAGGGUCAUAGAUGGGUCCACUUUUCUCAAGUCUCCGGGGACUAAUCCUCAAGCGACUGUGAUGAUGCUUGGAAGGUAA